AUGAACGCUCCGCGAGUUGUAGCGUUGGCGGGAGGCGUCGGCGGAGCGAAGCUUGUGGUCGGGCUGGCCCAGUGCCUGCAGCCCGGUAAACUCGUCGUAGGAGUUAACACCGGAGACGACGAACUAUUCCAUGGCCUGCAUGUGUCUCCCGACCUUGACACCAUGAUGUACACUCUGGCCGGCCUCUCCAAUCCUGAGACCGGUUGGGGUCUGCAGGGCGACAGUUUCGGGGCCCUUUCAAUGCUGCGCCGUUAUGGUGUUGAUGCCUGGUUCAACCUGGGUGACGCGUGA
Molecule: messenger RNA, 291 nt
Organism: Geodia barretti
Lineage: Eukaryota; Metazoa; Porifera; Demospongiae; Tetractinellida; Geodiidae
Source: the annotation of a GenBank genome assembly